GAAAACGAAAACGCCUCCGUGGAGCCACGCGCGCCACAGCUCGCACACCAUGCCUCGUCCACUCGUCCGAAUCUCUCGCUGGCUCUUAAGCCCCGGCGCCGCCGAGCCAAAGCAACAUUCAGCGAACGACCUCCGCUGAGCCCUCCGUCGAACAAACGACGCCGACGACCAUGGGUCUGGCGAUGGCCAAGCUGAUGGUCGGGAAGAUCAUCGUGGAGACGCCGAAGCACGAGGUGGUCCACACCGGCGACGGCUACGAGAUCCGCAAGUACCCGCCGUGCGUCGCCGCCGAGGUGACCUACGACCCCAAGGAGAUGAAAGGCGACCGCGACGGCGGGUUCCAGGUCCUCGCCAACUACAUCGGCGCCUUCGGCAAGCCGCAGAACACCAAGCCUGCUGAGGCGAUCGCCAUGACGGCGCCGGUCAUCACCUCCUCCUCCUCCGGCAGCGGCGAGGCAGAGCCGAUCGCCAUGACGGCGCCGGUGAUCACCUCUUCGGAGCCCGAGCCGGUGGCCAUGACGGUGCCGGUCCUCACGGCCGAGGGCCGCGAGGAGCAGACGGGUAAGGUGACGAUGCAGUUCCUGCUGCCGUCCAAGUACGCCAAGGCGGUGGAGGCGCCGCGGCCGACGGACGAGCGGGUGGUGCUGCGGGAGGUGCCGGAGCGGAAGUACGCGGUGGUGAGGUUCAGCGGUCUGGCCGGAGACAAGGUGGUGGCCGAGAAGGCGGAGGGGCUCAAGGCCGCGCUGCACAAGGACGGGCACGUCGUCACGGGCCCCUUCGUGCUCUCCCGCUACAACCCGCCGUGGACGCUCCCGCCGCUGCGCACCAACGAGGUCAUGUUCCCCGUCCAGUGAUUCAUCAUCCGGCCACCCGGCCACCCCCACCCUAUGUGUAUGUAUGCAGCUACCGUACGUGUGCUACUACUAUUUCAUUAGAUUGUACGUACUUCCGUAAACUAAUAUAAAAGCGUGGCAAUUCACGUGUUUGGUUAGCACAAUAAA
Molecule: messenger RNA, 1001 nt
Organism: Hordeum vulgare subsp. vulgare (domesticated barley)
Lineage: Eukaryota; Viridiplantae; Streptophyta; Magnoliopsida; Poales; Poaceae
Product: heme-binding-like protein At3g10130, chloroplastic
Exons: 1
Coding region: 171-854 (227 amino acids)
Source: RefSeq, a predicted model, not a curated record